AUGGAUUGUUGGCACAGCGGUCGCUGCUGGCAUUUGCUGGUUCUGUGCCGCAGGGCCUUGGACCUCAACAGCUUUGGCCCACGCCGGCUCUACUUGUGUUGCCGCCAAAGCUGGAAGCUGGUAAGGUUUCAAGGUGGCACGUGGUACUGGCUGGUCACAUUCGCCAUCUUGCCAGGCGCUGUGCCGUCCCUGACAAGGCACGCCCCCCUCGAGAGCUGGCGCUCUGAAGGGGAGGACUUCCUCCAACAGUGUGCUGCUGCUGGAGGGGAAGUGGCCGUGGCUGCUAGCAAGCUGAAAUCUUUGUUGGAGGAGGCUGCGCUGCAGUACCUGCAGACCGCUUUGGAUGAACGUUCACCGCAACUGCUGUCGAGGCUGCACACCAGCAUUGCAGCCAGUUGGGCGAGAAGCGGACCAAGGUCAUGGCUGGUGCCUCAUGUGCAUGCCAAAGUCGCUCUGGCUGGCUCCUUCUAUCUAGACUGCGGAGGACCCUUGCAGGAAGACGACCCCGCUGAGUUGUGCGGUGUCUACUUGCAGGACCCUCGAACGCCAGCAGGUAUGGCUGAAGUACUUGAGUCCCUGCGACAAAAGCUUGGAUGGGGGGAGGCACAUCACGUCCGAGUCCGGUCUGGCAGCUUGCUGCUGUAUCCAGCAUGGCUCCAGCAUGCUGGACUUCCUCCAAGUCUAAAUUCCUCGAGCAAGGAGGAAGCAGUGAGCUCCGUCUCCUUUACUGUGGUUGUGCAGCUCCGAGAGAGUGCCGAACGAUCGCCGGGUCAGCGCAGCACCAGCCACCAGCAAGAGUUGUGA
Molecule: messenger RNA, 804 nt
Organism: Effrenium voratum
Lineage: Eukaryota; Dinophyceae; Suessiales; Symbiodiniaceae
Source: the annotation of a GenBank genome assembly